Molecule: messenger RNA, 1644 nt
Organism: Durusdinium trenchii
Lineage: Eukaryota; Dinophyceae; Suessiales; Symbiodiniaceae
Source: the annotation of a GenBank genome assembly
ACAAAAAAGAGUACAUACUAGACAAGGACAUGCCAGAGGUUGAGGAAAAAAUGGAGGAGGAUAAAGACGACGAGGAAUCGAGUCAACCACACAUUUGUGCAAGACUGGUAUCGUUUGCGAAGCUGUUCAUUCAAUGUGGCAGUGUGGCGUCGUUUGCCAAGCGGUGUCCGAUUUGUUCCCCCAUUGUGUGUUGCGACUGGUUUCUUCUGCGUUGCGUUUGACGUUUGCAACAUUUUACAACGAUUUGGUUAUAUUAUAAGUGUAGUUAUUUUGUGUUGUUUCUGUUUAUUUAUUAAUUUUUCUGAUGUUGUUUGAGUUUCGAUUCGGAGUUCCAGCGAAGAAAAAGGGCUUGUUUGAUUCAGCUCAAUCAGCAUCCAUGAUCCUGAAAUUGCAUUCUGGCUCCUUCUACUGGCAGCUAUUGUGAUUGGUGCAGGAGAGCGCGUUGUGACGAAAUUAGAGGGAGAAAGGGCCUUUAGAGAUCUUUAGAGUGUGGUUUCUCAAUCGAUGCUCUUUCUCUUUCUUUGUGAUUCCAGAUGACCAACGAAGCUGAGUCUUUUGGCCUGCGACACCACCCCAGUGGCCGGAACUGCUCUUUUUGGAGUGGCUGCUCGUCCCUGUUUGACCCUGUUUGUUUUGAGUUGUACUUUGAGCCAAUCUUUGCCCAGUGGACACAGCAGUAAAGACUCAACAGCCAACGGCGUGGUUGAAAGAUAAUGGCUUUGAUGACCUUGUGACUUGUGACUGUUGCAUACUUUGCAGUUGAAUUGUGCACGAGUCUUUGAACUGCCAAGGUGCACAAGACCGCGCCCUUAAUCCACCUUAACCCCAUGAAAGAUUUGUCCUUUCUUUGCAUACACGCUUCCCCACUAAAAGUGAUGGUGGCAGCAGUUGACGCAAGAUGAGGAGGGUCUUAUCAAAUGGCCACCGAUUAAAAUACUGUCGUGUAGAGCCCUGUAGAGCUAAGAAGCACAAGUGCGAACGAUGUGCUGAGCCACCACAGUGGCCGCCCAUGUAUUUCCUCAGGAAAUGGGUUUCAAUUUGUUCAGAGGAGCCAUUUGAUAGAUGGUUUCUUUCAUGUGCUCAUUUGUGACCAGAAAGUUGGAGUUGUUCCGGGCUUGUGGUCUUUUGCUGAGGAAUUAAUAUCAGCAGACCUACUGUACCUUAUGUGUGCGUAGAGGAACAGAGCGGCAUACUCAAAGCCCCCAAGCCCCAGUUGUUCUCAAAGGCCAAACAGCCAAUGAUCACACACGAGUUCACCAGCGUCCAAUAUCAACCAGAGGCAGAGGGAAAGGAGAGGGAAACAGAUGAGGCACAGGCCGACGACAUGGACCAGAAAGAUAACAUUCCAGAAGAGAAGGAGGAGAAAGAGGCGGAGGAGAGAAUGGAUGAUGAUAAAGCCACCGAGGCAGAAGGAAAGGAGGAGGAAAAGACGGGCGAGGUCGAGGAAAUUGACAGAAAAGAAAGCCUUCCCGAAAAUGAGGAGGUCGAUGAGGGAGCGGGUGAUGACAAAGAGAACGAGGCAGAAGGAAAGGAGGAAAGGCAAAUGGAUGAGGCCGAUGGAAUGGACGAAAAAAUGGACGUUCCAGAGGACAAAGAGGGGGAGUGAGAUGUUUGCUCAUGCGAGACACAUGAGAGCCAAUCCGC